CAUAUUUUGUUGAACUCUAGUGCGAUCAGAAGUAAGGUGUCUAUUGCACCGAUCGCUGUUGUGAACAAGUAGUACUAGGUACUCUGUUUUUAUUGUGCAUACAAAAAUGGUAGAUUCUGCAGUUUGUUUAAGAUGGAUAAUUUUUUCGAUGCUUAUCACGCUCCUGGGUGCAGGUGAUGCCCCGAUUGUCUUCCCUCAGGACGAUCACGAGACACUGGCCAGCCGUUUCGAGCUGGACAUGGACGAUCUGGAGUACGAGCGAGACAACGAGGGCGACUCGCUGGUGCCGCAGUUGGCGAUACCGCGUGACCGUCAUGACGAUUACGUGCGUCUCCCGGACAAGACCGGACAGUUCGAAGUAGUCUCACGCAUGAGCGUUCUGGACAGUCGCAAAAACAGCAGCAACUACGACGCCGCAUCGUACGUCAAAUUUCGCUUCUACGCCCGGUCGAACAACUAUCAGCCGGUGGAGCUGAAAUUCAAUGAAAUUCAGUUCUUGCCCGAUCACCACGGUUUCAAAAUGGCUCUGCCGACGAAAAUUCUCAUUCACGGUUGGUUGGGUAACCCUGAGUCAGAGGUCAUAGAACCAUUAGCGCUUGAAUUUCUAGAGUUGGGGGACGUUAAUGUGUUGGCAGUAGAUUGGGAAGAAGGCGCACGUACCCUACUCUAUCCGGUCGCCAGAUAUCGAGUUCCGAAGGUGGCUGAGGUAGUAGCAGCUGUCGUUGAGAGUCUGUUUGAAUUUGGACAAACCCCAGACCAAAUUGGAAUGGUAGGACAUAGCUUGGGGGCCCACAUAGCCGGUAUGGCAGGAAAGCAGUUAAAACGGAAAGUUGCCUUCAUAAUCGGUUUGGAUCCGGCUUCACCCUUGUUUCGCUUCAAGAAGCACAUGGAAAGAUUAUCUGCUAAUGAUGCCCAGUACGUGGAGGUUAUUCACACAAACGGAAAGGCGCUAGGAUUUUUCAAAAACAUUGGCAUCGCCGACUUUUAUCCGAACGGAGGAACUUCACAGCCGGGAUGCGGUUGGAGUUUAACUUGCAGCCACGAACGUGCGGUUCACUACUUCAAAGAGUCGCUGCGGACCAGAAAUUAUUUUGCAAACCGAUGCGCUGAUGUCGAAAACUUGAGUGCCGAGUGCUCACUGGGGCGGGCGGCACUCGGGGGUUCUGAUGAAAUCAGACGUGCGAGUAAAAAACCAAGCGGAGUUUACUAUGUGUUGACGGCAGCGACUAAACCUUUCUUAAGAAGUAACACUAUAGAAUGAGGAAUACGAAAUUACGAAGGGAGAAAUGUCAUCACUUUUCUGAAGAGUUAAUUUUCAAAAUUUAGGAAAAAAGGUGAAUAUAAUAAUUCGUACUGAGAUAACAUCAAACUUAGACACAAAACACAA
This is a messenger RNA of Wyeomyia smithii (pitcher-plant mosquito), 1387 nucleotides long. RefSeq names its product lipase member H-A-like. Gene Ontology annotation, molecular function: lipase activity. NCBI's taxonomy places the organism in Eukaryota, Metazoa, Arthropoda, Insecta, Diptera, Culicidae. The transcript has 2 exons. Gene Ontology annotation, biological process: lipid metabolic process. The coding region runs from base 107 to 1261 and encodes 384 amino acids. The record is from RefSeq and is a predicted model, not a curated record.